Molecule: messenger RNA, 2238 nt
Organism: Vicia villosa (hairy vetch)
Lineage: Eukaryota; Viridiplantae; Streptophyta; Magnoliopsida; Fabales; Fabaceae
Product: cyclic dof factor 3-like
Exons: 2
Coding region: 602-1756 (384 amino acids)
Biological process (GO): regulation of DNA-templated transcription
Molecular function (GO): DNA-binding transcription factor activity; DNA binding
Source: RefSeq, a predicted model, not a curated record
AUUCAGUUUCUGUGAUGAAAAUUGAAAAAAAAAUCAGUUUUUUUGUAAAUCUAAUUCCAACCCAUUUUUCUUAAGCACUUAAUUGUUAAUGGGUUUGUUCAAAUUUUUAAUUUUGAUGUCAAUUGAAUAUAGAAUUUAGGCUUGCUCCAAUUCUCAAUGGCCACUUUGAGUUUUUUUUUUUUUUUUGAAUUGUUUGAAUCUUUUAUUAAUUUGUGGCAGAAAUUGAUUCUGUGGUUUCUAUCAGAAUAAUUGGAUCGAAUCUAGAAUAUAAAUUUGAGCAUAUAAUAUUGAAUAUAGUAUGUGGUUUAUGUUCCUUUGAUUUUAUCAAUUGUAUCAAUUCUAGUUUUUAAGUCAAUGAUUUUGCUUUAUUAACAAGUUCCACAAAAAAAUAGAAGUCCUCUUUUGUUUUGCAUUUUUUUUCUUAUUUUGUAACAUCACAGAAGUUCUAUGGUUGUUUCCUAGCCUUGAAGUUCUUAGCAAGUUGCUUUUCACCCUAUGAGCUUUAAUUGAACCAUCAAGGAAAGAACUCAUAACAGCACAAGAUGAAGAUGCCUCGCCACAAACCGCGGAGGAUUUAAAAUCUCUCGCAGCAUGUUCACCCAUGCUUGAAGAUCCUCCUAAGACUCCCUCAGCCGAAACGGAGAAUUCAUUACCGAAAGCUUCUACAAACGGAGAACAAAGUGAGACUAGUGUUUCUGAAGAUAAAACCCUGAAGAAACCCGACAAAAUAAUUCCAUGUCCGCGAUGCAAUAGCAUGGACACCAAGUUCUGUUAUUUCAACAAUUACAAUGUCAACCAGCCCCGUCAUUUUUGCAAGAAAUGUCAAAGAUACUGGACUGCAGGAGGUACAAUGAGAAACGUUCCUGUUGGUGCAGGGCGCCGCAAGAACAAGACCUCACCUACCGCGCAUUAUAGACACUUGAUGAUUCCUGAAGGAGUUAAGCUUAAUUCACCUAAUGGAUUACAUGGUUCUGUCUUGGCAUUCGAUUCAGAUUCGCCUCUUUGUAAUACCAUGACUUCUGUGUUGAAAAUUGGCGAGAGGGCACCAAAUUGUGUACCAAAUGGUUUUCAUCACGCAACUGGACCUAAUACUUUUGUUUCCUAUAGCGGAGAAGAUGAUCACUCGGUUGGAGUUUCGGUUACAACUUCAACUUCAUCCGAGAGGAAAAGUCACACUGACACAAAUGGAUCGAUGGAGAAAAGAGUUGAAGGUUUCCCUCCUCAAUUGCAAUAUAUUCCAAGUCCCCUUUUGCCUUAUCCUUGGAACUCUGCAAUGCCUCCUCCUACAUUUUGUCCACCAAACUAUCCAUUAGCAUUCUAUCCUCCACCGGCGUAUUGGGGUUGUGUGCCACCUCCAUGGAGCAUACCAUGUAUCUCACCAAAUAGUCCUUCUGUUAACCAAAGUGACUCUCCCCAAUAUUCACCUACUUUGGGAAAACACUCGAGGGACGGAAACAUCAUUACCUCGGUAAACUCACCUAACGAAAAGUCUGAUAAAGAACACAACAGUACCGAAAGCAGCGUUUUGAUCCCAAAAACACUAAGAUUCGAUGAUCCAAACGAAGCCGCAAAGAGUUCCUUAUGGUCAAAGCUCGGGAUCAGUAACGACAAAACCAACUCUCUCAAUGGAGGAAGCAUGUUCAAUGCAUUUCAAUCCAAGGGAAAAGACAACAAUCACUCGGCUGAAGCGUCGCCGCUGAUGUACGCCAACCCUGCAGCUUUAUCGCGGUCUCGUACCUUCCACGAGGGAACCUAAUUGGCAAUUGCAUUGAAAUACAUCAGAUUUUCACUGUUAUGAGAAUUGCAGUUAAUAUCAGUGCAACCUCAUUCUGCUGACAAGUUCUUGAUCUUUAUUAUUCUCAAAAGGAAGUGUAGUUUACCAACCUCAAUGCAAGAUUCUUAGGACAAAAGUGUUGUACUUUAGCAGUUUAGCCUCAGUAGCUGCUAUCUUGAGCCUGUGUAACUGAACAGGUGUUUCUUCUGCAGAUUUAGAUAAGGUGUUGAGAAAAUAUCUUCAUGUACAUAUAUAUCUAUCUAUAUAUAUAUGAGAGACAAGGAAAACAAGUUGAAAAGAGAAAAGAAAGGAGAUUCUUAGGCUAAAAUCCAAUUGUUUAGAAUAAAUUUGUUAAGCCUUCAUUGGAAGCCUAUUGUUUUGUUGCCUCUUUUUGGGAGAUUCUCUACUACAAUAAUGUUAGUCUCAAAUGGAUUAUGUUAUUUAUGUGAUUUUUUUUCAGUUUC